Molecule: messenger RNA, 2788 nt
Organism: Phyllopteryx taeniolatus (common seadragon)
Lineage: Eukaryota; Metazoa; Chordata; Actinopteri; Syngnathiformes; Syngnathidae
Gene: mapk14b
Product: mitogen-activated protein kinase 14b
Exons: 12
Coding region: 387-1469 (360 amino acids)
Biological process (GO): intracellular signal transduction; protein phosphorylation
Cellular component (GO): cytoplasm; nucleus
Molecular function (GO): ATP binding; MAP kinase activity
Source: RefSeq, a predicted model, not a curated record
GAUCCGUGCCGGGAGCGCGCUGAGACCAAGACAAAUACGCGCUCACGUUUCCGCAUGCCGAGCAGAACGCGAAAGAGGGCGAAUAAUCCAGCCGAAGCUCAUCCAACCUGACCCAACGCCUUUAGAAGAGGAAGUUACCUCCACCGAGGAGGUGCACGGAUCAUUAGAGAGCUUUUUUGGGAACGCAUUUUGCACCACGGGAUGCCCCUAGUUCUCGUCCUUUUCCCUCCAGGAACCGCGUCUGUUUUUGUCGAGUUAUCAGCAAAGCCUAACCCAGCCUUAUCGUGAGUGCCACACGGGGAGGAGAGGAGAGGAGAGGAGAGGGCACACGUUUGCGCUGCCUUGUUUGCCCCCACCUGGCUUCGGAGCUACUUAAAUCCGCAGGAAUGUCGCAGGAGAGACCCACUUUCUACCGGCAAGAGCUCAACAAAACAAUGUGGGAGGUCCCGAAACGGUACCAGAACCUGUCUCCCGUCGGAUCUGGUGCCUAUGGUUCUGUUUGUUCAGCGUUUGACGUGAAGACGAGCCUGAAGGUAGCAGUGAAGAAGUUAUCCAGACCUUUCCAAUCCAUCAUCCAUGCAAAGAGAACCUACAGAGAGCUGCGGCUGCUUAAACACAUGAAGCACGAGAAUGUGAUCGGUCUUUUAGAUGUUUUCACACCUGCAACAAGCUUAGAAGAGUUCAGCGAUGUCUACUUGGUGACCCAUUUAAUGGGGGCAGACCUCAACAACAUUGUCAAGUGUCAGAAGCUGACGGAUGACCACGUCCAGUUCCUCAUAUACCAAAUUCUCAGAGGCCUAAAGUACAUUCACUCUGCAGACAUCAUCCACCGAGAUUUGAAGCCCAGUAAUCUGGCUGUAAAUGAAGAUUGUGAGUUGAAGAUCCUGGAUUUUGGUUUGGCACGGCAUACGGAUGAUGAAAUGACUGGCUAUGUAGCUACUCGGUGGUACCGAGCCCCAGAGAUCAUGCUUAACUGGAUGCACUACAACAUGACAGUGGACAUCUGGUCGGUGGGCUGCAUCAUGGCUGAACUCCUCACCGGACGAACGCUGUUCCCUGGCACCGACCACAUUGAUCAGUUGAAGCUUAUAAUGCUGCUCGUCGGAACCCCAGGGCCUGAGCUCUCAAUGAAAAUCUCCUCAGAGUCUGCAAGGAACUAUAUAAACUCACUUACCCACAUGCCCAAGAGAAACUUUGCAGAUGUAUUCAUCGGCGCCAACCCUCUUGCUGUGGACCUGCUGGAGAAAAUGUUGGUGCUGGACACGGACAAACGGAUAACGGCGUCAGAGGCGUUGGCUCACCCUUACUUUGCUCAGUACCACGAUCCAGCUGACGAACCCGAAGCGGAACCUUACGACCAGAGCUUUGAAAGCCGUGAGCUGGAAAUUGAGGAGUGGAAGAGGUUAACUUUCGAGGAGGUGAUCAGCUUUGAGCCGCCAUCGUUCGACAGGGAUGAGAUGGAAUCGUGAAGAGAAGGAGUAGACCUCCAUCCUUAAGCAGAAACACACUAAAAAAAAAAAAACUUCAUACACCCUCAACACCACAAUGUUCAAGUGCCUGCCAUAUUUCAAUCUCUGGGGGGUAAUUUUCAGGGACUAAACUUGACUUUGUGUUUCUCUCUUGUUUUGUUAGUUUCUAUACAAACUAAUAAUUGAGUGAGAUUGGCAACUAGCAUUGCAGUCUUUAUAUUCUGAGCAAAUUGGAGUAAUUUAUCUUUGAUAAUCAAAAUAAUACUUAAUACACAAGCGGGAUUGAAACAUUUUAAGGAGAUAUAAAAUGUAUCUUGUUCCACUUUCAAAUUGUAUAUUUUUGGACAUAGAAGUGUUUUAGAAUGACAACAAAAGCAGUGUUUGUAUAAGAAAAUACUUCAGCCAGGCCAGUAACCAUAUUGGACUCACAGUAUGAAUUCUGUCAUGUGGCAUAAAAAGAGAUGUUAUUUAAUAAAUACAGCAUAUUCUCUACAGUAUAUGUAACAUACCCACCUAUUUCUGGAGUGCAAUUAAGGCUUUGUUUUUAUACUUUGAUACAAAGUCUUUCAAUGCUGCUCCUCUUUACAUUUCUGAGAUGUUCGUUUCCUAUACAUGUUUUUCGCUUCUUCCCAAUGUAUGUCCUGUUAGCACUUUAGUUACUGUACAAUGUUUAAGCAUCCUCUCACGUCCUGCAGGACCACAAUCGUGUGGUAUGUCUUGAGAUUUUUAAAGUCAUCCAUCACAACAUGAGCGGACUUUGUCCUUUAAUCAUAUUGCGUUUAUAAAUCACAAGUGUUUGUUGAAUGUUUUAUGGAUGUUAGGGUGUCUAUUUAUGAUCUUUUCUCAUGUUUUGAUGUUUUGUAUAUUGAUGUUAAAGAAUGUCAUUUGUAAAAAAAAAAAAAAAAAAAAAAAAGUUACGGUUCAGUUCAUUAUUUAUGGAGAGCGAUCUUUUACCAGAAACCAAAUGUAUCAUCUGCUAAUCUCAGUCUGUGAUGACUGCUGUUACACUUUGUCCCAAUGGGGAAAUUAAGACAAUUCCAUUGUUUCAUUAGCACGUUUAUUAUUGUGUUGCCAGAAUGUACUGCAUUCAAACAUAUUCUAUUUUCAGACAACGUCAAUAGAAAUCAUUGAGAAUUAUCAGAUUGAGGUCACUUACCUCCCCCCCCAAAAAAAAUCUUUUUUUGCAGUUUUCUUAGGAGGCCACAUUUAGACACAUGCUGACUUCAUUGUUUCAUUGGCAAAUACUUGUUUUCAUAUAGGCUUUUUCCAAAUGUGAUAUUUGUCUGUUCAAAUCAAGAUCUCAUAUUUUGUGAUAUUUA